AACAACCGGCGCUGUUCUCCAGAUGCGUGCGUCACAUCAACAUCCUUUUACACUAAUAAGGUUAUUGUUUCAACUGCACGAUGUCUUGGGUCAACGCCGCUUCUCGUAGCGAAGAUGUUUUCGACGAGAAUGCGGACGACCUCAAUUUGCAAAGCAAAGAGUGGACUUCAAACAUGAAGAAGCGAGUCACGGACGGGUACGUGGACGGAGUGGAGGCCGGGGAGGAGGCCUCGCUCCAGGCCGGCUUCAACCAGGGCUUCCGGGAGGGAGCCGCGCGGAGCGUCGCUGUGGGCCGGCUCAAAGGAAUCGUGAGCGCCGUGUGGUGCUGGUGCCAGCUCCAACAUCCGGACAGCCCCCUCCCGGCCUCCGUGACCGACCUCCUGCGGCGCGUUUCACAGCACGAAGACGCCAUCAUGGAGGGCAUUCGGAUGGCUCUGGAGAACCCGCCUCCCAGUGUGAGCUCCGUCUCCGAGAGCAUGGAGGAGCUGGAGGUGGAGCGGGCAGAUUCUGGCUGUGGAAGAGAGGGAUGUAAAGAAAUGGACUGCUGCAAGAAGGGAGAAGACGCGGACGUUCCUCGCCAGCAGCCAAAGCUGCGCUCUGGCUCCGCUGACUGCUCGAGCGAAAGCCUGAACUUCCUCCUGAAGCGCUGCGUGGAUCUGGUGUCGGAGCUGCAACUCCCGGAGGAGCUGCUCAGUCACAUACAGGAGCUGAAGGACUUGUAGUGGUUUCAGAACCACGCGGACAAUACUUGAAUGAGCACAUGAACUGUGGAACUUAACGGGUUUUUAGUGGGAACAAUGAAGUGCUUUUGAUGUAUAUAAUGUGAAAUAGAUUUUGGCAAAACCUGUAAGAUGAAUUUUUUAAAAUUAAAAUGCUACAAAAUGAUAUAAUC
Pseudoliparis swirei is the source of this 892-nucleotide messenger RNA. It is a transcript of the gene otulina, whose product is annotated as OTU deubiquitinase with linear linkage specificity a. The transcript has 3 exons. The record is from RefSeq and is a predicted model, not a curated record. Bases 81 to 722 code for a protein of 213 amino acids. NCBI's taxonomy places the organism in Eukaryota, Metazoa, Chordata, Actinopteri, Perciformes, Liparidae.